Euleptes europaea (tarantolino) is the source of this 1492-nucleotide messenger RNA. It is a transcript of the gene ZBTB26, whose product is annotated as zinc finger and BTB domain containing 26. The record is from RefSeq and is a predicted model, not a curated record. Gene Ontology annotation, molecular function: protein binding. NCBI's taxonomy places the organism in Eukaryota, Metazoa, Chordata, Lepidosauria, Squamata, Sphaerodactylidae. The coding region runs from base 33 to 1361 and encodes 442 amino acids. The transcript has 2 exons.
ACGGAGCUGAGGCAACUUUCAAGUUUGUCAAAAUGACUGAGAGACCUGAUAUCCUUCAUUUCCAAUUUGACAACUAUGGCGACUCAAUGCUGCAGAAAAUGGACAAGCUGAGAGAAGAGAACAAGUUUUGCGACAUCACAGUCCGUAUAGAUGAUCUUGAAAUUCAUGGCCACAAGAUUGUGUUUGCUGCUGGCUCUCCCUUCUUAAGGGACCAAUUCCUCCUGAAUGACUCCAGAGAAGUGAAAAUUUCCAUCUUGCAGAGUUCUGAAGUGGGAAAGCAGCUGCUCCUGUCCUGCUACAGUGGCAUCCUGGAGUUUCCCGAGAUGGAGCUGGUGAAUUACUUGACAGCCGCCAGCUUCCUUCAAAUGAGCCACAUUGUGGAACGCUGCACACAGGCCCUCUUGAAGUUCAUCAGGCCAAAACAGCAAUUGGAGAAAAAAGAACCAAGUGAGAAACAAACUGACUCUUCAGAGCCAAAGGGACCACCAGCAGCAGCAGCAGAGGAAGAAGAGGAGGAGGAGGAAUCCUUGCAGCCAGAUUCCCCUUGCAUACAACCUUCUGAGGACAGCAUGGAUAUGGAGGAUAGUGAUAUACAAAUAGUGAAGGUGGAGUCCAUAGGGGAGGUUGCAGAUGUCAGAAACAAAAAGGACCAGAGCUCUUUUAUUUCUUCAGAACAAAGCACUCUUCAUUCAUCCGAGCCUCAGCACUCCCUCAUCAAUUCCACAGUGGAGAACCGAGCCAAUGAAAUAGAGCAGAGCCAGCUCCAUAACUAUUCCCUCUCAUAUGCAGGGAGUGAUAACCUCUUUGCAUUUGGCCCCAGCAACCGAGGGGUAGACAAAGGGCUCCAGUGGCACCACCAGUGUCCUAAGUGCACCCGUGUGUUCCGGCACUUGGAGAAUUAUGCCAAUCACUUGAAAAUGCACAAGCUGUUCAUGUGCCUGCUUUGUGGCAAGACUUUCACACAGAAGGGCAACCUCCACCGGCACAUGCGGGUGCAUGCUGGGAUCAAGCCCUUCCAGUGCAAGAUCUGUGGGAAGACCUUCUCGCAGAAAUGCUCACUGCAGGACCACCUCAACCUGCACAGUGGGGACAAGCCCCACAGGUGCAACUAUUGUGACAUGGUCUUUGCCCACAAGCCCGUCCUGAGGAAGCACCUCAAACAGCUCCAUGGCAAAAACAGCUUUGAUAAUGCCAAUGAGAGGAACGUCCAAGACAUCUCAGUGGAUUUUGAUUCCUUCAGCUGCAGCUCAGCAGUAGACUCAAAAGCUUGCCUGCAAGCUGAUGCCAGCCAGGUACUAGAUGGGGGAAAGCUGGCACAGGCGGUGCUUAGUUUACGGAGUGAAGGUGCUUGUGUGAAUUAGAGAAAUCUCUUUCUGAGCAACAGAGUAAGAAGAAAUGUACAGAGCUGAUCUGGACUUUUACUUGGCCAUCAGUUGACAGGUGCCGAAAGCUCUGUUGAAUCGCUUGCAAGAGCUGAACAAGGAACAGUAGG